Vitrella brassicaformis is the source of this 2909-nucleotide messenger RNA. Lineage: Eukaryota; Vitrellaceae. The record is from the annotation of a GenBank genome assembly.
CCGUUGGAGCGAAAUUAAGUAGAGUGCCUAGAAUAAAUCAGGGAUAUGUGUCCAUGCGGCACAUCCUGCGUCAAGCCUUAUGUGCUGCCUUAUCACUCGAUACACAUAGCCCAGACGGACACACGAUGAGAUACACAGACACAGAACCUAAUAAACAGUCCCUCUAAAUGAUUCGCCGAUGAAGUGCGCAUUGCCGACAACCACAGCCCCAUGCACGCCUCUUUGUUGCAAUGUGUGGUGACCGAACAACAGGCGCAUCUCGCGGAUGUGCCGCGUUACAUGUAAUGCAUUUCAUCAUUUUUUCUUCUUCUUCUCGUCCUGUUUUGGCUUGCUGCUUGCUUGUUUCUUCUUCUCGUCCUGUUUCUUCUUCUCGUCCUCUUUCUUCUUAUCGUCCUCUUUCUUCUUCGCAUCCUGGUUUGGUUUGUUGGGAUUCGUCUUGGUCGCUGGGGAUUUCUUUGUGGUCGAUGGGGGCUUCUUUAGCUUCUCCUUGCUGCUCUUGUCCUCCUUUGGCUUCUCCUUGCUGCUCUUGUCCCCCUUUGGCUUCUCCUUGCUGCUCUUGUCCUCCUUUGGCUUCUCCUUGCUGCUCUUGUCGUCCUUUGGCUGCUUCUCCUUGCUGCUCUUGUCGUCCUUUGGCUGCUUCUCCUUGCUGCUCUUGUCCUCCUUUGGCUGCUUCUCCUUGCUGCUCUUGUCCUCCUUUGGCUGCUUCUCCUUGCUGCUCUUGUCGUCCUUUGGCUGCUUCUCCUUGCUGCUCUUGUCCUCCUUUGGCGUCUCCUUAUCCUUGUCCUGCUUUGCCUUCUCUUGUUGACGUUCUUGUUUAGCCUCAGCAGCCUUAGCGUCUCUUUCUGCCUUCUUCGUUUCUGAUAGACAUGACGGAAUCGAGAUAUCUAUAGAUAGACAGACAGGCAUAUGGUACCUUUUUCCUCUUGUUUCAGCCGCUGCUCCUCCUCUCGUUUGUCUCGUUUUUCUUUUUCACGGGCGUCUCUAUCCUCCUUUUUCUCUUCUUGGCGUUGUUGUUUAGCCUCAGCAGCCGCGUGUUCCUUGACGUCUUUUUCUGCCUUCUUCCUUUCUGAUAGACAUGACGGAAUCGAGAUAUCUAUAGAUAGACAGACAGGCAUAUGGUACCUAUUUCCUCUUGUUUCAGCCGCUGCUCCUCCUCUCGUUUGUCUCGUUUUUCUUUUUCACGAGCGUCUCUUUCCUCCUUUUUCUCUUCUUGGCGUUGUUGUUUAGCAUCAGCAGCCGCCUGUUCCUGAACCGCUCUUUCUGCCUUCUUCCUUUCUGAUAGACAUGACGGAAUCGAGAUAUUUAUGGAUAGACCGACAGGCAUAUGGUACCUUUUUCCUCUUGUUUCAGCCGCUGCUCCUCGUGCUUGCUAUGCUGUUCGUCGGCGUCUUCUGGCUGCUUCUCAGUGACAUCUGUUGUUGGCUGCUCCUCGGGAGGGGUCUCUUCUGCUUCAGGCUUGGGGGUCUCAUCCGCUUCAUACUGCUCUUCCGCUUUAGGCUGCUGCUCCUCGGUGGAUGACUUAGGGACCUCUUCUGCUUCAGGCUGCUCCUCGUGCUUGCUAUGCUGUUCGUCGGCGUCUUCUGGCUGCUUCUCAGUGACAUCUGUUGUUGGCUGCUCCUUGGGAGGGGUCUCUUCUGCUUCAGGCUUGAGGGUCUCAUCCGCUUCAUACUGCUCCUCCGCUUUAGGCUGCUGCUCCUCGGUGGAUGACUUAGAGACCUCUCCUGCUUCAGGCUGCUCUUCGUGGGAUGGCUCGGAAAUAUUUCUCGCUUCAGACUGCUGCUGUUCGGGAGGUGGCUCUGGGGUCUCUUCUGCUGCGGGUUGCUGUUGUGUGGAGGGCGCUUCGUUGUCAGGCUCUGGCUCGAGUUUGCCGCUGCUGACAUCCCCUUGAAUCCCUUCGAGUUCUCCCGCGACCUUCUGGCCUUUGUCGGACGGCGUCUCGGAGCAGUCCAAAUCACUGCCUUUCAGCACGAUGGGCUCCUCGCCAAGAUUAAGCCGCUGUUUCAGGCGUUGUAUCAAAGCUUUUCGAGCCCGCUGAAAUUUGAGCACCUUCAGGUAUUUGUGGAGUUCUGGGGGGAUGCAUUUCUUGAUGAACGAAGGGACGGGCCAGAGAGAUUCCUCGGUCAGCUCGAAAGUCUCCGGCACUGGCGCUUCAACCUCUUCUAUCUCUGUCGCCAUCCCGGUCGUCUCAGCAGGUUUCCCGGUCUCUUCUGGGUCUGCAUGCACACACGUCCACCCAGCGAACCCACGCGUAGAGGCGAGGAGAGGCAGUUCACUUGAGUGGCCGCCAUCUCACCGUCGUAGUCCAUCAUUUUGCCAUGGAUAAGAGAGAUUGCUGUCUCUCUUCGACCCACUGCAAAACAAAGAUGAUUGCAUGUUACAGCGUUACAGCGCACCUUCGUCGGAUGUGCCGUUGCUGUGUACGCUCACAUGAUGGCAGAAGCGUGAUGCCCUCCCUUCUUCUCCUCCCCCUCAUGAAGCGUCGCACGAGAUGAGGGCUGCUCUCGUGGACUUGAAGGCACAUGGAUGCCGUGAUGCGGCUGUGGGCAGCAGUCCUGUUGUUGCUGCUGGUGGUUCUGUUGCUGCUGCUGAUGAUCGUCCCGGCGUAGCGCCUCCGCAGUGCAAUGAUGGCUUCUGAGGCCAUAGUCAAAGCAACGGCAAGAAGGACAGUCACUCCGAGCGGAAGGACCGCGGGCAUUGAUCAGGCAAGCGAGCAAGUGCUUAGCUCAGCGCACAGGGAUAGCAUUGAACAGCGGUGAACCCCGGGCUCGAUGGGGGCAAUAGGCGCGGCAUUUGAGACGCGCGUUGAGACGAGGAAUCCAUAUCGGUGGUCGAGCAAUGGAAUCGAGAAGGCAUGGGCAUUGAGGAGAGCCACACAUGGAGCAGUUCACACAACUGAAGCCUUGUUUCGG